Messenger RNA from Lepisosteus oculatus (spotted gar), 3214 nucleotides. Its product is annotated as acyl-coenzyme A thioesterase 1-like. Gene Ontology annotation, biological process: fatty acid metabolic process; acyl-CoA metabolic process. The record is from RefSeq and is a predicted model, not a curated record. Gene Ontology annotation, molecular function: fatty acyl-CoA hydrolase activity. NCBI's taxonomy places the organism in Eukaryota, Metazoa, Chordata, Actinopteri, Semionotiformes, Lepisosteidae.
CAAAGCAGGCUGGGACUUGGGGGGGGGGAGGGACAGUUCAUGUAAAUAUACCUGUGUUCUCUGAAGCUUAGUGCCCCAUAAAAGGCAGUAGCUACAGUACAUCUUACGGUUCCUGGCGAUCAAAAGAAGGAUGUCGGGAAACAGCGUCUGUCCACUCUUGGACAUUGUGCCCAGAAGAGGACUCGCAGAUGAAAAGUUUAAAAUCAUCGUUAAGAACUUAAGUCCAGGACAGCCAGUCACCCUGCAUUCUCUGAUUCAUUCUGAAGACAAUGAUUUUUGGGAGGCGUUUGGACAUUAUGUCAGUGAUGCUAAAGGAACAGUAAAAGUUGCAGAAAUGGAGAGUCUUGGAGGCUCAUUUGAAGGUGUGGAACCGAUGGGCCUGCUGUGGAGUAUGAAGCCAGUGCCUGGAAGCAGACCGGGACUUCGAUUCCGAAAGAAAGAUGUACAUAAUCCAGUGGCUGUGCGCAUUUCUGUGUAUGCUGGGCAUAUCAGCAAUGGAUUCAAGGAGAAGCCAGCAUUGGCAUAUACCAUUACAGAGCGCUGGUACAUAGCACCAGGUGUCAGCAGGGUUGAUGUAAAAAACAAUGGGAUCAGAGGCACACUGUUUCUUCCACCAGGUCCUGGUCCGUUCCCUGGAAUCCUGGACCUCUGGGGAGGAGGAGGAGGCCUGGUGGAAUACCGGUCUGCUCUCCUUGCGUCUCAUGGCUAUGCAACCCUGGUUUUGGAGUAUUUCUUUAACAAAGACAAAGAAGAAACUUCAGGUGAAGAUCUUGGGAAUAAGUAUUUUGAGGCAGCUUUCACCUUCCUUAAGGAGCAUCCUCAGGUAGCCAGUGAUCGAGUGGCCUUACUUGGCUUGUCCUUCGGAACAUCCGUUGCACUAGGAAUGGCUGCGUACUCAACAGUAAUCUGUCCAGCCUGUUUGGUGUGCAUUAGUGGAAGCCAUAUUCAUCCUGUGAAGGAUUCACUUUCUGAUGUUUUUUCAAAGAUGGGCAAAAAUAUUCAUAAGACGCGAUAUGAUGAGAAUAAUUACAUAAUCUGGAGGGACCUUCUUCUACCAAUUCCUACAGAUCCUGACCAGAAAGUGGAUGUGGGGAAGAUAAAAUGCCCUCUGUUAAUGGUUGUUGGUGAAGAUGAUCAGAACUGGCCAUCUGCUGAAUCUGCUGAAGAUAUGGGGAAAAUGAUGGAGAAUGCAGGGAAUCGGCAUCUCUUAACAUUGCUGUCCUACCCUGGUACCGGUCACCUUAUAGAACCACCAUACAGUCCACAUGUUCGAUCCAGUAAUUUCAUGAUUGCACAGGAGAAGAAAAAAGUGAUCGUGCUAUGGGGAGGGGAGACAAAGCUCCACUCUUAUGCCCAGGAAGACUCAUGGCAGAAGAUACUGAAAUUUCUGAAACAGCAUCUUUAUCAUGGUUCAGAUGCAACUCCUAAAUUGUAACUACAAAACAUUUCAGAUCUUUAUCUUUCUUUCCAGAUAAAGGUUAACAAUUCACAAUGAUAACAAGAAAAUUAAUCUUUCAAAUGUUAGCUUUUAUUAAGCAAUGGGAAAAGGAUGGAAAGUUGUAUUUAUUGAUAUUUGUUAAAUUCAUGUGAAAUUGUCAGAACAUUAAAUCAAUGUUUAGCAAAUGCAGGGUGCUUACUCAUUUUCCAUAGAUCAAUUACAUAAUUUUUCCAUAUGGCUUUUUAUUUUUUUAGGACCCAUCUGUAACAUUUGUCUUUUUGUUAAACAAAAGCCUUUUUUGGCAUUUUUCUUGUGACUACCUACCCAUUCUAACCCUAAACACAAUAAAUAAUCAGUUUCUAUUAAUAAACAUUUUUCUUCAAUCAAAUAACAAACUGCAAAUGUACUGCUUCAUUAAAAUUAACAGAUGUAAGGACAGGGUGCUUGUGUCACUACUGUUCAGCUUUUGUACUGUUUGACACUACUUGCAGUAUGUACAGUAACUAUUAUUAAACAUUUAGUUUUGAAAAUCUGUCACUGUCACAACAUAAAUAUUAAUACUAGCUCCACUGUGUCAUUGUUCCGACAAUGAGCUAUGACCCAUCUGUGUAAGCAAACGCUUCACUCUGCACUUGCUAUUUUCCUUGACUUCAGGAGCACUGACUCACCAGAUUUUAAUUUUUCAGUCUCAACUAGCUAAUCUAAUAAUCCUCUGCUGGUCAAUAUGCUUUAUUCAGCGGCUAUCUUCUCAGAUGUGUCAGCUCACCAGCUUCUCUCCAGUUUUUCUGUUGGGAGCCUUACCUCAAUUCCUCAGCUCUGUCCUGCUUUCCCUGUUCAGGCUUUGUCCAGCUCUCUUGCUACGGCAGCCUUUCUCCUAGUGGAGCAUUCUAAGCCUCACUAUCUGUUUGCCUGCCACGUCUGUCUCCUAUAAUACAGCUCACCGGAAAAACCCGAAGAAGCGCCCUGAAAUCUGCACUUGGGCUUCAGACCAAUCAUUACACAGCAGCUCUGUCUGACAACAGCUGCAGAAUAACAAAAACACUAAAUCCUAGUUGGAGAAUGUUGUAAAAAUUAUCCAUUGCUAACAUUCUAAUCACAUAUUUAUGUUUAAUUUAAAUAUCAAAUACAUAUGAACCUAAUCUCAAUGAAAUUGUAAAUUACAAAUUAACUCUAUUUCCUUAUAUUAUCAUAACACAGGUAGAUUUGUUUUGAAUGUCUGAGCCACUUUCUGACACCCAGCUAAUUCCUGUCUCAAAUUACCAUGAAUAACAUGUGUAUGUUUAUUUUAUACUGAUAUAUUUGUGUUAAAUAAAAUUUGUUUGGUCGGGAUUAUUUUGAAUAUUAGGAUUAUUCAUAAAACUUGCAAUGUGAAUUCUGUACAUUUACCACAAUUCAAGUUAUUGUUUAGAUAAAGACAUGACAGCACGUCCACAAUAUCUGAAACUUCAAUUCUAUUAUACAUUUUUGGUAGUUGCUUAAAGUCUAGUGCUGUAUUAUAAUUCUUUGUUAGUUUCACAUUUGUCAGUAUUCUGCCUUCAGGUUUAACCAGUCUUUUCACCAGGUUUGUGCAAAUUCAGAAGCAAGAGACAUAUAGACUGUGGGUGCACCUAAUGAAAGUAUGUUUUUUUUAUCAGUUGCAAAGAAAAUGUAUUUAAUAUACUGUACAGUAUAUGAUAUUACAAAUCUGAGCCUUUAUUUGUAUUAUUUAUGUACGCAACUGCACUUCCACUUAACUUUCAUCCCUGUAUGCUGCCACAUUAAACACUAACCUUUUAA